UUGUAUACUCAAGCUCAUAGAAGUCGUCUAUGAGAAGCACAGGUCUACAAGCAGCUAAACACAGACUCAGUGUUCCUAUGCAUGCCCUUCUGUGUAUGGUUACCUUCCUCCUGCAAACGGAGGGGGAAGAGCUAGCUUUGUUUAUUCAAAUAACAGCAUGCAAGAAACUGCCUCUAAGUAAGUCUGAGGCUUGUCAAUUAAAGCUGCAGACUUUACAAGCUGUUUGUGAAAGUUCAUUAUCCAGUAUAACUGAAGCAAAGGUGCAACCUUAAAAAAUCACCGAACAACUCAAGGCUAAAACUGUAGACUGCAAACACACCCUUCUGCUUGGAAUGCCAAAUCCUCUGGCUGUGAGAGGCUGGCAAAGCUCCUCCUUGCUGCUGUAGCUACACCUCCCGCCCCACCCCCAGUUCAGUAACUCAGCACAAGAACUUUGCUAACUUCAUAAGUGCCUAAAAGGAAAGAAAUCCCUUUUAAGGAAGCAUUUUGUGAAAGCCAAGUGCUGCUAUUUUACAUGUCCAUUCCAUUCCCUUGUAGAAACAGAACAAGAGUUUCACACAUGCAUGUUCUUUUCCUUUCCCUGUUCUUAGCUUCUGCAACAGUUGUUUGCCAAAAAUAAACACCAUUCCACAACCAUAUAUGUGCAACAGCCUUCUGGGGAUUCUGAGCCCCCUCCAGCACUGCCCUGAUUCCACAAGGCCUGGAGACACUCUUCUUUCUAACACGCUCUGACUGGCUAUGCAUAUAACCCAGCUGAAUCGGGAAUGCCUUUUACAUCUAUUUUCCUUUCUGGAUAAAAAUAGUAGGAAAAGUUUAGCAAAAACAUGUCACAAGUUGCUAGAAGUGUUUCAGGAUCCUUUACUGUGGUCUUUGUUGAACUUCCAUUCUCCAGCGGAACUAAAGAAGGAUAAUUUUCUCCUGGGACCUGCUUUAAAAUACUUAUCCAUCUGCUGGUAUUCAGACAGAGUCAAGGUGUGUAACAUUGAGGACUGGAUGAAAAACAAUUUCCAGAAAGACUUCUGUAACAGGCAUGAAAACACUGUCAAUGAUUUUUUACUAGAAGUUUGCAACAGAUCUCCAAACCUGCGAUCUCUGACCCUCUCUGGAUGUGGCCACGUUACAGAUGACUGCAUCUUGCUUCUGCUCAAGAACUGCCCAAACCUCAAGACACUCAAACUGGAAAACUGUGUGCGGAUCACUGACCAGACACUAGAAGCAGUGACCCUCUAUGGGGGAUCACUGCAAACACUCCAUGUGGAUUUCUGCCGGAACAUAACACAAACAGGCCUAGAGAGAGUCAGGGAAAAAUGUCCUUCAGUAAUGCUGAGAGCAGAGAGAAGUGCUAACAUGAUUCCAGACAAUAAGCCAGAAAAAAAGUUGAUGCUUGAAAAAGCAUCAAGAAAAUUGAUUCAGCUUUAAGUGUAACAAAUUGUAUAAACUUAGUGUGGGUAUUUUACUUCACUCCUUCCACUCUCCCCUUGGGUAGCACUGCUUCAAUCAGCUGUGGCUACUUUCCUGCAUUCUGGUUUAAGUCCAAACAAAUAGUUGCUAAGUUUUCUGAAGGCUACACUGGGGUAAGACAUGCAUCUCCACCAGGAAAGUCUUAAGGAAAAAAAGCUGUUUGACUUUUGUUAUUCCUUGAAACUGGAAAACCUGCUGUCACAAAAUGCUAGAUCCGAUUAAGGCUGAAAACUGCAAUUCUGUUAUCCUCUUGUCACAGAUGAGUGGAAUGCACCUCACAGAAGAGAGAAGCAGCAGUAUGUUUUA
Athene cunicularia (burrowing owl) is the source of this 1767-nucleotide messenger RNA. It is a transcript of the gene FBXL22, whose product is annotated as F-box and leucine rich repeat protein 22. Lineage: Eukaryota; Metazoa; Chordata; Aves; Strigiformes; Strigidae. Gene Ontology annotation, molecular function: protein binding. The transcript has 2 exons. The record is from RefSeq and is a predicted model, not a curated record.